Molecule: messenger RNA, 465 nt
Organism: Hirsutella rhossiliensis
Lineage: Eukaryota; Fungi; Ascomycota; Sordariomycetes; Hypocreales; Ophiocordycipitaceae
Product: surfeit locus protein 5 subunit 22 of mediator complex domain-containing protein
Exons: 3
Coding region: 1-465 (154 amino acids)
Biological process (GO): regulation of transcription by RNA polymerase II
Cellular component (GO): mediator complex
Molecular function (GO): transcription coregulator activity
Source: RefSeq, a predicted model, not a curated record
AUGGACCGCUCUCAGCCCGCGUCCUCCAACUUGAUGGACAUCCACAAUCGCCUCAUCGCCGAUGUUCUCACCAGAUAUCGCACCCUCAUGAUGCUGGCUACCGUCCAGGCAGAGGGCGAGCGCAACAACGCCACGCCAGAGACCAUGGCCGUGGCCGGCAUUUCCAUGAAGAUGGAAUUUGACGGACUAUACUCAUCCAUCAAGGAGCUCCUCGCCCUCUCCCGCCGCAUCAAGGAGCUCUGGGUUUUUGGCCCUCUCGGCAAAGGAGACCCCGACCACCAGGCCCGCGAGGCCCAGCUCGACCGCGACGUCGCCCAAGUCUCGUCCCUGCUCAACGGCAUCGAGGCCGCCGACAUGAAGGCGCUGGCCGAGCGCCACGGCGGCGUCUGGGCUCGUCUCUCCAAGGACACCCCCGAACUGCCUCCGACAUCUGCGACUGCGGCCACGGGUCAUGGCGGGCGGUGA